AUAUUCCAUCAAGAUAAUGCGCCAUCGCAUAGGUCGCAAAUGGUGCAGGAUACUAUCCAGAAAACGCUGGAGAUGGAGGUUCAAGGCCAGUCAGCGUAUUCUCCUGACAAGGCAACGUGCGAUUUUGGGGUAUUUUCAUGUUUGAAAAAUGAUCUGCGUGGUAAGAUCCACGCACAUAUCCAUGAGCUUCAGAAUGCCGUUCAACGUUCGCUGACAAAGAACUUUCCAGAUGGCUUCCACAGGAUAUAUCAGAAGUGGAUAGAACGACAUCAGCUGUGUGUGAAAGCUAAGGGGAACUAAGAAAUUCUCCAUCUAAAAUGUCACUCGACUUUUUUGUGAUUAUGAGUCAAAGAAAGCAUUCUUGAGUUUCAAAUUGACUUCUGUGGUAACUUGAAACCAUCUUCUAAUUUAUUCCACUUACCUUUUAUUGUUUCUCCAAAUAUAUUCUUUUAAAAUCGGAUUUUAAGGGUGUUAAUCAGGGUAAUUCUGUGCCAUUUUAUCAAAAAUCGUGUUGCUAUCUAGAAAUGAGCAAUUGUGAUCUUGUUGUUACCUAGGAACGAGCAACUGUGAUGUCACGUCACACUCAUGUUAAUUCUGGAAUCACAUGGCAGCCAUUUUGGAAAUUUCAAAAAAGUUCCCAAUUAAAAAGGCUAAAUGCUGUUUACAAAUUGGAAACUAUGGCAGAAUCAACAAAGGGUUUGUGAAAUAAUUAGGAUAUGGUUUCAAAAUUAUGCACAUGACAAUAUAU
This is a messenger RNA of Owenia fusiformis, 748 nucleotides long. Lineage: Eukaryota; Metazoa; Annelida; Polychaeta; Sabellida; Oweniidae. The record is from the annotation of a GenBank genome assembly.